UUUCUAAUGCUAGUAUCCAUCCGUAGACAUCAUGACUACUAAUCAGUCAGAGGUUUACGUAUGCCCAUUAUCGCCAAACGUCACCACCGACCAUCUGCGCGAGAUAAUGGGCAACUUCGGGGAGAUAUACUCUGUUGAUUUGGAAUCAAUAUCGGGUUGCCCUGAUAGACAAAUUGGCAAAGUCCAAUUCAACGAUUCGGAAUCUGCCCGCAGUGCUUUGACACAUAUGGAUAGGGGUGAGAUAGACGGACUCAGGAUACGUGUAACAUUCGAAAAACCUGAAGGUGACGAUCUACAAAGGUUGAUAAAGUAGAUCCGCAUUACUUAAUACCUCAAUGAACUAAAUGCAG
Molecule: messenger RNA, 350 nt
Organism: Babesia bovis T2Bo
Lineage: Eukaryota; Apicomplexa; Aconoidasida; Piroplasmida; Babesiidae
Product: RNA recognition motif domain containing protein
Exons: 3
Coding region: 32-313 (93 amino acids)
Biological process (GO): mRNA splicing, via spliceosome
Cellular component (GO): nucleoplasm; ASAP complex; cytoplasm
Molecular function (GO): RNA binding
Source: RefSeq, a predicted model, not a curated record